Messenger RNA from Klebsormidium nitens, 4560 nucleotides. Lineage: Eukaryota; Viridiplantae; Streptophyta; Klebsormidiophyceae; Klebsormidiales; Klebsormidiaceae. The record is from the annotation of a GenBank genome assembly.
AUGUUGGUUCGAUCAUCUGGUAUGCAGAUCUCCAUGGCAUCCAGUGCGACAGCUGCGCGCUUGCAGCGGUUUGCGGGCGCCGUGGCGGCCAGAAGGGGGGGGCUACUGAAUGGCGCUGUGAGGAACAUCAGGAUCGACUCCCUGCUGGAGCGCGGAGUGCGGCGUCCGCUGGCUACUUCUCAGUUCACAAGAGCUGGGAAGGACGCGCUGGCGCCAGCUCGACACAUUCUCAGGUGGGCUGGUUGUGAACGCUUGCGGAGGUGCUUUGCUGAGUAUCAAGUAUACCAUGAGCAGUCCAUGCCAGCCGGUGUCGAGGUUGGCAUAAAGCACAUUCUGAGCAGAGCGCUCAUUGACAUGCUCCUGCUUCGCGGGAAUGUGGAGUCAAAUCCUGGACCGCCAGCUACAGACGAGCAGGCGCGGGUUGACGGUUUUGUUGAAGACGACUACUCGUCUGAGGACGAGCCACUGAUUCGCCGCACUACUCUCAGCAAUCCUGCUCGGUCCACACAACCAAGACCAUCGACCGGGGCCACGUCGGAGCUACCCAAUUGGCAGACGGGGUGUGCAAGAAGUAGGAGUCGACAAAGCGGCCAGCGUGGCAGAAGUGGCGUCUCUAGAUUGCCUUCAAAUGACGUACGCCAGGAGCAUACAGGCGAUGUCGGGAACUCGCCCCCGACUGCCAAUCCCGAUGGCGAUCACCGAUCUGCAACCGAGUGGCCAAUUCAGCAGGCUGCUGCUGUGGCCACCGGUCCCACAGCACCGGGAGCAGCUGCUGAAACGGGACAUGGGCAGCGCUCAACCCGAAGCAGGGGGCGUGGUAGGGGCAGAGGAUCGGGGACUCGGAGACAAGCAGGCAGCCGGAAGCAGGGCGUUGGUCGGAAAAGUGGGACGAGUAUCCUGGACACAGCGCUUGCGAGGCCCACGGAUGGGACUGGCAAUCAGCCGGGGUCCGAGGGGGUUGCUAACGCACAGGAUCGAGAGAAUGCGGAAAGGCAAGGGGUUCUUGGAAGAAGAGAGCAGAAUUCGGAGUGCGUCGAAGAGGACACGGAGGAGCGAGCUCAAGAGAGGCACGUUGCUGACGCCCGCUGGAAUGCUGCAAUCAAGAAGGACGCCAAUCUGAAGCCGAAGAGCAAGAAGGACUACAUUCGAGGCCUCAAAACUUACAAGCAUUUCUGUGUCCAACACGGAUAUGGGAGAGACGAUGGUGACUGGGCUCCCGCCAGAUCUGCGGCAGUCCUCAAGAAGCUGGGCGGCAGUACGUUGCCUCUCUGGGCAUCAGGCCCUCGAAUUACGGUGGACAGAAUUGCCUUGGCUGUCGAUCUGGUCGAAAAGCUGAACGAUCAAGAUGAAAUGUCCAUUGGCGUCGUCCAAAACUUCUGCAAGGCACUGCAAUUUUACGCCAUCGUCCAAGACUUCCUCGAGGGUAUACAUACCUCGAGCAUGGACGUGAGAGCCAUCCAUUCGAUGCAAGAGCUUUUGAAGUGUGCAGCUGGCAACACUGCCAACAAGAAGAUUCGCGCAUGUGCAGACCGACAAGAAGGUACAGAAUCGGACGGAUACACCGAGGAAGAGAAGCUCCGCUUAGCGCAGGCUUGGCUUGCGAAGGGGACCAGGUUGGUGUCUGGUGACGCUGAGGGAGAAGACGGUGAUGUUCAUCAGCACACCACCAUGAGAGGAAUGUUCCUGACCUCUCACCAGUUCUGCCUCCGCGGCGAUGAUGCUCGGAGUAUCGACUUGCCUGAUCUGUACUCGAAAACGUACCGGCAUGUCGGGCCGGACGUCCCUUUGUACGUGGGCGGCGUGAGCUACUCGGGGAAGACCAACAAAAACGGGCGUCUGGAGUACUUCGGUGGCAUCCGCCACAUGCAGGUCGAACAGUGUGCGGUUGGGGCGGUCGCCAUGCAGCUUUUUCAGACGUUCCAUUUGUUGGGUGCCGAUGCCCCUGACUUCAGCAGCAGGGAAAGCUGGUACAACUUGCGUCCUCUCUUCUACGAAAAUGAUGACGUCAGCAGGAACGUCACGUACAAUACGCAGCUCAAGCACUUCAAGCAGGCGUACGGCGAGCAGGAGAUUGUAUCCAGCAAGCUUACGCAUGCGCCGCGCGGCGCAUCAGUGCGGCAUGCUGAGAAUAACGGCGGCAAAGAAGCUGAGAGUGCUCGGCUCGGCCGUUGGAUCUACGAUCACUUCCGGACUUCGUACCUGCACCAACUUCCAGUCGGGAUUAUGCUUGUCCAGGCGGGAUUCAAGGACGACCGCAAAGGGUACUUUUUCCCACGUGGUCGGGUGCUCCCCUCAGAGGACGAGUACCCGGGUUUGGCGAAGCAGAUCUUUCCCUGGGCCGACGAGGAGCUGCGGAAGGUGAAGCAGAGGAACCUAACAGGGCCAGCCAGUCAGCGCGACAUCGCCGCGCAAAAGUUCCUGGAGCUGCUCAUCGAGUUGCGGGCGGUGCUGCUGCAAGACGUGGCACUCCUCCAGCGGAUGGGGAGAUACGAGGACCAUCCAAUCAUCUACCACCACUUCUUCGAGGGGGAGGAGUGGGACAGGUUCUGCGACGCUGUAGAAGCGGUGUGCAACGCGCCUGCUCCUCCUCCCGAGCUCGCAAACAUCCCCCCGGAGGUGGUUGCCGUGUUGCAAGAUCAGCAGGUGCAGCUUGCGCGCAUCGAGCGCGAGUCGCAAGCCUCAAGGGAGCGCGAGCAGGCCCUGCAGGGCCAGAUGUCCGCCGUGCUGCGCGUGCUCGAGCGGCUUGUAUGCGCGUUUUCAGGCGCAGACGAGCAGCCAGCGUCGCCGGCCCCGUCGGCCAGACCCGCUGCACAUUCGCCAGUAACCCCCGAGCCUCGGCGGACGACCACAGGGUUUUUUGCCCGCCCUCCGUCGGCGCCUGUCGCGGCCGCUGCAGAAGCGGCUCUUCGAGCCGCUGCUGUGGCAGCACGAGCGGCGGCGGCAACACACGCUGACGCCGAACAAGCCAGUACUCCCCCUCAGAAUGAAAGCGGGUCAACGGGUGACGUGGCAUCCAGACGUGCGACUGAAGCGGGCUCCCUCUCCGCCGACAACGACGAGAUGGAUCUUGAGCCAGAUUUAGGAUCCUUUUCUCGUCCGUCGUCGGCUCCUCUCGCGGCCGCGGCUGAAGCAGCUCUCAAAGCCGCUGCCGAAGCAACACAGGCGGCACCUGCGGCUCACGCGGCAGUUGGUGGGGCCAGCACGCAGAAUCAGGACGCGCUGAGCGACCAGUGUGAUCACGAGACACGUGGUCCAAAGACAAGAUCCUGGAUUACGGAGACCGUCGGGGAAACCGUGGAGCCCGAGACAGGUCCGGAUUCCUUUAUCCCUGGGUGUCCGUCGGCUCCUUCAGUUGCGGGCGCUGAGGAGGCGGCAGUGAGAGCAAGUGCUGCAGCCGCAGCGCAAAAUGCUGACGCGCGACCUGCCGAAGCCCACGUGACGAGCCCGGAGCAGGACGUAGGCUUUAACCCCGCACAAGCUGAAGGGCUGACUUCACAAGGCGCGACGGUUAGAGAGGAGACGGCUGGAGAAGGUAUGGACUACGUUUCCCGUCCUUCGUCGGCUCCUGUCGCGGCCGCGGUUGAGGCGGCCCUCAGAGCCGCUGCCGAAGCAGCUCAAUCUGCUGCCGCGCACGCUGCAGCCGACGCGGCCGUCACCCAGGAUCCGGACGCGUUGAGCGGCCAGGACGACAACGAGGCACGUGAUCCCCAGACAACCGCCCGGAAGACGGUUCAGCCAGAGACAAGUCUGGGCGAAGGGCUCGACUUCGGAGCUUUUGAGCAGGCGACCGACAAGACGACCGUUCAGGAGGGUGGAAUAGAGACGGAGGAAGCGACCGGGGAGGGCUGCCGGCAGCCUCAUUCGGAAGUGGAAGGUGCGGAACAGAGUGGGAACUGUCCAGAGGGCCAUCGAACAGGACCAGGGGAAAGCGAGGGGGGCGGGGAGAGUGGGACGACUUCACAACCUUGCUCGGAAGGAAACGAUAGAGAAGACUCGGGGAGGGAAGCGGGAGCUUUUAGAGGCUUUGGAACAGCAAGCCAAGGCGAUGCCGGGGCUAGCCCAAGUGGCUCGGGAAGUGUCGAUUUAGGGGCUGCCGAUGAGGGAACAAUAGAAGAUGCUUCGGUAGUCCCCGAGUGGGCUUUAAAUUAUAUGAUCGGGAGAAACUACACUUCGGUUGCAGAGGUCUGGCAAGAAUGGGCCUACGGACAAGAGGGGUGCCCCAUGUCUUUGAGACGGAUGGAGGAGCUGUGGGGUACUCGCUGGAGAAGAGGACGGGAAAAUGAAAGCAAACGUCUCUCGAAGUUCCGCAAGAUUAUAAGUUUGGUAGAGAUCGUGUUGAGGCAGAGCAAUGUAGGUGAGGCUGCAGCAGUGCAAGCCGUUGAGAAUAGCAUGAUUGCAUGCGGCAUAGAUCCGGCGCAGCCAUGGAAGUAUUGUGAGUUGCUUCGAGAGUCAAAGGUUGGCAAUCGUGAUGAACAAGAUGAGCCCAAGCGGACAGGAAAACGCCGGAAGAUAUCAAGUCAGUCGGAGUCGAACAGGAAACGCCAAAAGUCCUCAGCUUGA